AUGUCGUCAACCCUUAAAACGGGGAAGAAGCCCGGAAGCGAAGCAGACGCACAUCAGCUUCGAGCCUGGUUCCAAGGUUUCAUAGGCAACGUGAUGCGCACACUUGCAUACCCCGGACACAUACACGAGACCAAGAUCCCGAUCCAGGCCCCCGACGGCACGGCCAUGACGCUGCACCGCUUCGCGACCCGCGACAUGGCCGAUUCGCCCACGCCCCAGCCCGCCGUUCUCCACGUCCACGGCGGCGGCAUGAUCAGCAGCAGCGUCUCCCUGUACGCCCCCGCCAUCGCCAGCUACGUCGCCCGCGCCGGCCUUGCCUUUCCCUCUGUCGAGUACCGCCUGGCGCCCGGGCACCCCGGCGACGGUCCCGUCGCGGAUGUCUAUGCCGCGCUGGGCUUCCUCUCCGCGUACGCCGCCGAGUGGAACGUCGACCCGGCGUGGCUGGCUAUCACGGGCGACUCGGCGGGCGGCGGGCUCGCAGCCGGCGCGGCGCUCCUGGUCAGAAACGGGAACCCGACGCCGCCGCUCGCGAAGCAGCUCUUGAUCUAUCCCAGGCUCGACGAUCGGACGGGGUUUCGGGGCGGCGGCGCGCUCGAGCGGUACCACUUCUGGACCGCCGCGUACAAUCGCACGGCGUGGGAGGCGGUGCUCGGCGCCGGCAGGGCGGGGGCCGCCGAUGCGGGGGUCCCGAUCCGCGUGGCGCCGGGAUGA
Messenger RNA from Verticillium dahliae VdLs.17, 711 nucleotides. RefSeq names its product alpha/beta hydrolase fold-3 domain-containing protein. The record is from RefSeq and is a predicted model, not a curated record. Bases 1 to 711 code for a protein of 236 amino acids. The transcript has a single exon. Gene Ontology annotation, molecular function: hydrolase activity. NCBI's taxonomy places the organism in Eukaryota, Fungi, Ascomycota, Sordariomycetes, Glomerellales, Plectosphaerellaceae.